Spirometra erinaceieuropaei is the source of this 1171-nucleotide messenger RNA. NCBI's taxonomy places the organism in Eukaryota, Metazoa, Platyhelminthes, Cestoda, Diphyllobothriidea, Diphyllobothriidae. The record is from the annotation of a GenBank genome assembly.
AUGCCUGCUCCUGUACGCAGUUUGAUUGGCGUUGAAUACCGCGCGAAAAUUGUGCGGACGAAGAUAAGUAAAUCAAGUAAGUGGUCGCGAGUUUGCUCAGAUCAAACCGCAGAAACUGAUUGGUCAUUGAGCUCGAUCGGGCAGUCCAAUCAGAAAUGACGAAAUACAGUGGCAUGAAACUGGAUAAUCGUGCUAGGGCGGACGCUAGGCCAGAACCGACUUCCUCUGGAGAGCCUUGCUGUCCUUGGGAAUUCUUGUUUAUUGGUCAACAAUGCCAGUUCGUAAAACGAUGUAUUAGCCAGGUUUUUCAGGCGCGGGGAUGCAUUAGAGCAUGACAUGGGGAUCCAUACUGAACGUGGUGAAUACGCCCACGCAGCCAGUCCCCGCACCGCGAGAGGAAAAAGCGCGAUUCUCAGCACGGCCUCCCCACUGCAAACCGCAUCUAGACGAUGACCUCUGUGUAUCAACACUGGUGAGUUAGCUGGGAUGCAUUUAAAAUCCGAACUCCGCCAGAAGACAGACAGGACAAGGGUGAAGAAACGGGAGGGGUGGAUAAGAAAAGAUCGCGCACUGUAAGUGCGCGAGCACGCGUCGUCGGACCUCUAAAGCCUUUCCUCCCUAACUCCCUCUCAACGUCCUUCACAAAUAGCUCUGUGUGAUAUAUGGAUGGGCAGACAGGCACAGCCUCGGCGACGGGGGAGGGAGAUAGGCAGCAAGUAGGUCCUCGAAACCCCGAUUGGCACAUUCUCGCAGUCAUACGCACACGCGUGCACUAACUAGGAUAAAACGCCAAGUUCUGGUAAAAUUGGCAAAUUUGCAGCGACGGGCAAACGGGGGUGUGAAUAUAUGACCGCCACGGAGAGUUAAACAUGGAAGAGGGGAGACUAGCUGGAGCUGGUGUGCCUUAGCAGGCGCUUGAAAAGUGGUGUGGAGGGAUAAUGUUGUUGUUGUUGUUGUUGUUGAUGAUGAUGAUGAUGAUGAUGAUGAUGAUGAUGAUGAUGACGCUGCUGCUGCUGAUGAGGAUGAUGAUGAUGAUGGUGGUGGUGGUGGUGGCGGCGGCGGCGGUGGUGGUGGUGCUGGUGGUGAUGAUGACGACGGCGACGACGACGACGAUGACGAUGUACGUGGCUGGUCUUGCAACCCUGCAAUUCGAAUGAAUUGGGGACAGUAA